Molecule: messenger RNA, 477 nt
Organism: Aspergillus japonicus CBS 114.51
Lineage: Eukaryota; Fungi; Ascomycota; Eurotiomycetes; Eurotiales; Aspergillaceae
Exons: 1
Coding region: 131-379 (82 amino acids)
Source: RefSeq, a predicted model, not a curated record
UUAUAUUUAUCUCUUGUUUAUCUCAGACAGGCGCACCCCCCGAUUGUUCCUUACUGUAUGUAUCUCUACACAUGACUACCUACAGGGCGAGACCAUUUUCUCCGUGCGUGUUUUUACACUCAUCUUCUUUAUGUAUGUGAUACUGGCCGUCGCAUUUUGUUAUUACAGUCUGUCUAUCAUUUUUAUUUUUCGCGAGCCGAUAUGGUUGCGAGGAAGCUAUAUUUAUAUUCUGAUUUACUGGCGACCUCUCUUCUCAGCAUGUGUAUUUCUUGAAACUGUUUUCCAUGGGAAAGAGGUAUUGAACAUGCUGCGUCUCGGAACUUGUUCGGUUAGCUGGAAUGAAAGACAGCUAGGGAUACAUGUUUGGCCCGGGUACUGAAUAAACUCAGGUUGGAACAAAGCUCUUGUGUUUCAUUGCACAUCUCAUUCUCUCUCUUGUAGUGGCAACAAGUACAGAAGAACAGUUGGUAACUUUAG